Molecule: messenger RNA, 787 nt
Organism: Folsomia candida
Lineage: Eukaryota; Metazoa; Arthropoda; Collembola; Entomobryomorpha; Isotomidae
Product: zinc finger protein 596-like
Exons: 2
Coding region: 365-787 (140 amino acids)
Biological process (GO): regulation of transcription by RNA polymerase II
Cellular component (GO): nucleus
Molecular function (GO): DNA-binding transcription factor activity, RNA polymerase II-specific; RNA polymerase II transcription regulatory region sequence-specific DNA binding
Source: RefSeq, a predicted model, not a curated record
UCCCAGAACGCUCUAUAUGCACAUUAGAAGCAUGCAUAUUAACAAACCCAAAUCUGUUUGUUGCUAUUGUCAGAAAGAAUUUGCACAUCCCUCCGGUUUACGAAGGCACACGUAAAGUUUUCACAGAUCGGGGGAGCAGAGACCUCGAUUUCCUUGCACUUUUUCCGUCUGUGGUAAAACUUUUGCUGAUAAAGAUAAGGUCGUGCAGCACUUUAAAACAGAGCAGGCCGAGACUCCCGUCCGAAUUCCGUGCACCCUUUGCGACAAGGAGUUUAAAGACAAGUGGGCCUUAAACCGACACAUUUCUACGCACACGACAGAGAAACCGUUUGUCUGCGCAGUUUGUGGGAGGAGUUUUGCAACGAUGGCUGUUUUGAAAGCUCAUGAGAGAACGCAUCAAGAGAAAUCUUCCCGAAAAGAGUUCAAGUGUCUGUUAUGUCCUCGAAUUUUCUGGUCCCCAUCUGGCGUUCGGAACCAUAUUAAGAGUUCCCACGAACAUGGGAGCAACUAUCCCUGCACCCUUUGCGACAAGAGGCUAACAUCUGCGGCUAGAUUGGAAUACCACGUGCAUGCCAAACACUCAACAAGUCAGGAAUUUAUCCAUUCCUGUCACAAAUGCGGAUUAAAAACCGUAUCCAAGGGGAAUCUAAAGAAGCACAUGGAAAGGGUCCACGAAGGUAUAAAACGGUACGGAUGCUACUUCUGUGGAGUAAAAUUCUACGCGCUUAGCGACCUUAUUCAUCAUUUUGGAAUACACACGCUGGAAAAACGAGUACAUUUGGAUUAA